CCGGCGGCCCAUUGAUGUGCUUGGGGGACUCGGAAGGCUGGGUGCAAGCUGGGAUAGUCUCCUUCGGGCGCGGCUGCGCUCGACCCAACGAGCCUGGGUCCUAUUCCAGGAUCACCCACUUUCGCUCAUGGAUAAUGGAAACCUUGGGAAGAAUAGACGAAAAUGGGAGCUUACCAGCUAUUGACCUCCAAACGAAAUGUCUUGGAUCACUAUGCCAACUACCAGCAGGAAACUGUCUACAAGCAAAAUAUGUGUGUGACAAGGAGGUAAACUGUAUAGAUGCUGUGGAUGAAUUGUACUGCAACACCGAGGUACUAGCAACCCCGUCUACAGAUGGUUUGGAUACGAUUCCCACCACAACAGACAAUGCAUCCGAUGUCAACACACAAAACACCGUAGCUGCCAACGACACCGCCUCCGGCGCCAUAGCUGCCAACGACACCGCCUCCGGCGCCAUAGCUGCCAACGACACCGCCUCCGGCGCCAUAGCUGCCAACGACACCGCCUCCGGCGCCAUAGCUGCCAACGACACCGCCUCCGGCGCCAUAGCUGCCAACGACACCGCCUCCGGCGCCAUAGCUGCCAACGACACCGCCUCCGGCGCCAUAGCUGCCAACGACACCGCCUCCGGCGCCAUAGCUGCCAACGACACCGCCUCCGCGCGCCAUAGCUGCCAACGACACCGCCUCCGGCGCCAUAGCUGCCAACGACACCGCCUCCGGCGCCAUAGCUGCCAACGACACAGCCAUGGCUUCAAAUCAGACAUUGUAUGGGGGUUAUAACAACCAGUUCAGUGAAAGUAAAACAGCAGUGCCCCCGACUGCCCCAGAGUGCUCUUACAAUGAAUUCGUAUG
Messenger RNA from Penaeus vannamei (Pacific white shrimp), 854 nucleotides. The record is from RefSeq and is a predicted model, not a curated record. Lineage: Eukaryota; Metazoa; Arthropoda; Malacostraca; Decapoda; Penaeidae.